Ctenopharyngodon idella (grass carp) is the source of this 3557-nucleotide messenger RNA. RefSeq names its product cilia and flagella associated protein 251 (gene cfap251). The transcript is spliced from 19 exons. The coding region runs from base 351 to 3359 and encodes 1002 amino acids. The record is from RefSeq and is a predicted model, not a curated record. Gene Ontology annotation, molecular function: protein binding. Gene Ontology annotation, cellular component: sperm flagellum. NCBI's taxonomy places the organism in Eukaryota, Metazoa, Chordata, Actinopteri, Cypriniformes, Xenocyprididae.
UUUCAGUAGCCUACUUUACUUCCUUUUAUGAGGGAUUUUCCUCUAGAUCAGCAAAGCUUGCCCUCCCACGUGACCGUAUCUUAGCAACGUGAUGCGUGGGUAAUUAGACUGAAUAGGUAAAGAACAACUUCAUCGUAUAUAUGUGCGAGACAUUCGUAUUUGUAAGAUUACAAACAAGUAUUAUUAAAAAUCAAGAGCAUAGUAGCACAGGUAAUUUUCUACGGCACUAGAAAGACUAAAUUAGCCUGGCUAACCGACACGCGCAGAGAUUCUAGCAGUUUAAUCUGUAACAUCGUGAUUCUGGUUGUGAUCAAAUUCUCCAGCUUUCCUCCUACAAGUCACAACGAGCAAUGUCAACGGCAAACGAGACGUCUGAUAAGACAGAUGCAGAAACUGAAGGCGCGAGGGAGCAGAAAAGCACAGUAGAUAAUCAUAUGAAGAAAGAAUUAGAUGAUGAAGAUGAAGGAGUACGAGAAGCUGGGAAAGAAGGAAGUGAACUGUCCAGUCUUAGAGAGAAUGUUGAGGAUUCACAAGUUUACACAGCCACAUCAUUGUCUGUCAUUCCCAAGGAGACCAGAACCAAAACUCACCCACUGCUCCUUGACUGGGCUUAUGGGAUCAACCAAACCCUACCUGUUUUCAGCCUGCAGGAUGAAGAUAAGCUUGUCAUCUUGUAUAUUUGUGCUCAUGUUGCUGUUAUGUUUGAUCACACUUCUAAUGCUCAGCAUCUGUUGCAAGGCCACUGCAGUCCAAUCACAUGUUUGUGUGCUAGUGAAGACAGGCGUUGGCUUGUGACAGCUGACAUGGGCCGAGAGAGUCUUGUUAUCAUAUGGGAUGCUUAUACAGGGAUUCCUGUGCGGACAUUGUUUGACUGUCAUCCAGAGGGUGGAGUUUCUGCCUUGGCACUAUCAAAGGAUUCAAAAUAUCUGGUGACUGUUGGAGCUGGAGCAGUACAGCGAGUGUGUAUUUGGGACUGGACAGAUGAAAGCGACAGUCCACAAUGUCAAGUGGACCUCAGCCCAAAAUAUGGUUGCCAGAAUCAAAUACUUUUCAAUCCCUCUGACAGCACACAGUUGGUUAGCAACAGUAGCACUCAGGUUCUCUUCUACAACUGGGAAAGAGGACAUCUGGAAUACUCGGCUCCUGAAAUUACUGACAAGGUUGGCAGAACAACCUUUCAUCAGGUUAAAUUUGUGUGUGCUGCUGUGAAGGUUUCUUCUCUGCUUUUGGCAUUGACCUUUGGCAAAUCUGUUCCCAUUCAGACAUUCAAUAUGGUGCUAGGUACCCUGAGCCAGUCCAUCUUCCACUACGACAGUGUGCAGGCUCUUACAGCCACCUCAGCUGGGAACAUAGUUCUCUGGGACAAGCAGACCGAGUCUGUCUCUUGUCAGCCCAUAGUGAGGAAAGCCGUAAAACUUGUGCCUCUCCAGAAGGAAGCGAUCACUGUAUUAACUCUGAUUGACAGUUUCGUAGUAACAGGCGACGUGAAUGGCCACAUCAAAUUCUAUGAUGGAAAUCUCAAGCUCAUCAACUUGUACAAUGAGUUUAGCUUGGAUCCCAUCAGAUCCAUCUCCUUUUCCAAAGAAAAACCUUCCACUAGCGGCCUGGGAUAUCCAAAAGACUGCACACUUGAUGCCAAACCAUUUGUCAUGAGAAAUGUUGUUCUUUCUACUACUUGUGCAACUGUAGUACAUUUAAAUGCACAGAGAAAUGUUCUACAGACCCUUCUGAAGGAACAUGCAGAACCUCUGGAAGCAGUUGCCUGCCAUCCCAAACAACCACUAGUAGCUAUGGGAAGCCACAGCGGCACAAUCAAGGUUUGGGAUUAUGAGCGUAAAGAGGCAGUCUGCAGCAGGGUCUUCCGGCCGCACAAACAGAUCCAGUGUAUUACCUACGAUCCACAAGGUUUUUACUUGGCAGUGGGCUUUGCCAGUGGGGCUUUGCAGAUUGUUGAUGCCUGUACACUUCAAAGUGACGGUAAAGAGUGUUUGCAGUACAGUCAGGACAGCAUUACCCAUCUCACCUUCUCUCAGGACUCAUGCUACCUGGCUGCUGCGGACACUGGGAAAAGUGUGACGUUGCUCCAACGGUGUAAAGAGGGGACCCAGGAGAUUUGGAAGUACCAGGGCAGGCACCACUCACAUUAUAAACCCAUUCAGGACCUGCUGUUUGGAGUGGAUUUAGACAGCAAUCAGCCUCGCCUGCUCUCUCUUGGCAUGGAUCGCAGGCUGGUGGAGUUUGAUCUGCAGAACAGUGGUGAAAAUGAGUUGUUGAUUUUGAGUUCUGAUCGGAUUGAACAGAGUGCUGUGCCCACCUGCAUGGUGUGGUAUCCUCCUUUGACGCCUGAAAACUUCCUCCUUACAGCCUCCAACCUGUAUAAGAUGAAGCUCUUCAAUGCUACCUCCAAAAUGUGCAGAAAAACACUCUUUGGGCCCUCUUAUGGUUCUCCAGUGAAAAAGAUGGCCAUUCUACCUGCAUCUAAGGCUGGCGACCCUAAUUCUCGUUACAUGGCAUAUAUAACACAAGAUAAGGUUGGCAUUCAGAUUCUGCCUCUGGAUGGAAACCCUCACAAGUCCUUUGCAAUGAUCUGUCACUCAACAGGCGUCUCAACUCUGGCUUGCUCUUAUGAUGGUAGAUAUGCUUUCACUACUGGAGGACAAGACUGCACUGUCUUUUCAUGGGAGCUCAAUUUGUCAUCAUUGGAGGCAUCAGCUGCUCUCGGAGGGAAAGACAUGCUGCCCUUCUACAAUCUUCUGGAGGGAGGGAGAGAUGGACAGCUCUUCAGGGAAAUGGAGGAAUAUUUUUACUAUUGUCAACUACAGAAUCAGGACCUCAACACCAUGGAAACACGGCUUGUGUCCACGCACAUCCCUCUAGCUGAUGUGCCCUUCUUAAUGAGAGCGCUUGGCUUCUAUCCAACAGAGCAAGAGCUGGAAGACAUGCAAAAUGAGGUGAAGUUCAGCCGCUAUGCUGAGACCAGAAAUUAUGUGACGGACAUCGAUUUGGAGGAGUUCAUUAAGCUGUAUAUCAACCACAGACCUGCCUCUGGCAUUUCCAGACAGGAGCUGUGCAAUGCCUUCCAGGUGCUCGGAAAGGCAGAUGAGGAGGGCAGGUAUACUAUUGACAGAGACGAACUGCUGGAGUUACUGCAGGCUAGAGGUGAACAUAUGACAGAGGAUGACUUGGCUGAAUGCUUUACAACUCUUUUAGGUUUUAGUGCAGAGGGAAGCAGUUGCACAGAGUCUCUGUUGGAAAGUGUGCUACCCCCUAAAAUUACCAUGGGGACAUUUGCCACAGAUGUCUUGGGGUUUUCUGCAGCCACACAGGAAUUUUAUCAAGAACACAGCCAUGAUCUAUAAUAUAUUAAGUGUCCACAACCAUUCUGAAACGUACAAUCUAUCCAAUUAAAGAAUUGUUUGAUUUGUAUCUCAUUAAGUUGAAUAGUCCUUUUGUGAUUAUUAAGCUAUUGUUUCGGUGUAUUUUCAUUUGAGUUUAAUACUUUUCUGAUACGCAGAGAGAGAGAGAUAAAAUACGGAAAUAAACGUUGUUUGACAAUA